UUUAUAGUUUUGUAUUUAUUAUUAUGCAGUUUGGUAAAUAUGCUGUUUAUAGUCUGAUACAGCAGGGGGCGCUGUGCAGCUCAUACGAUGGUUCGCGGUCCGCCAUUAAACUAAAGAAGAAGAAGCUGAUUCAAACAUGCUAACACUCAUGGCUAACACCUGAAGUUGUCCACAGAUAUUCCGGUGAUUAAAUCUGUCCGCGCCAUGUUGUCACGCCGAAUAUGGAGGAAGUGAACUUUGUGUCUCUUGCCGCUGGGAGAUGUGUGGACGCCUGCUGCCUGCUGCUCGACCUGCUCGUCAGGACGUACAGCUGGCUGCUUCGCUUCCUGUCCAGCGUGGGCGCUUCCCUCCACAGCACGCUGAGCGGCUCCAGUUUGGUUGAAUACUGGAACUUUGCUGUUUUCUCCUUCCUCGCCGCCACCGAGGCCGUCUCCAGGACCGCCUGCGGAGCCCUGCACGCCGUGGAGGGCUGGCUGCAGAUGCUGGGAGGCGUGUUUGAGAGCUUCAAGAUGGUGGGACACCUCUCCUGUCACGUGGCGUUGCGCACCAAGGAGGCGCUGCACUGCUGGCUCAUCUCAGGGAGCUGCAUCCUGCGACAGACGUGCGAGGGCGUCUGCAUCGUGCUCAGCCUCGCGCUCUACUUCGUCAACACGAUGGUCAACAUCGUCCUCAUCAGCAUGCAGAACUGUCUGUGUGUGUUGGCGGGCGUCUGGGAGGUGGUGGCGGAGCCCGUGCACAGAGUGGUGGAGCUGGCUCUGACUGUGCUGACCUUCCUGUACAGCUGUCUGGUCGGCACCUCUGUGCUGCUGUGGGCGCCCUGCCAGCUGCUGCUGGACUUCCUGGGCGCACUGGGUCGUGUCUUCUUCACUGUUUUCAUGGUGGACUCACACGGCCUGCUCAUCACAGCGGCCGUCGUCUCGCUGGCUCUGCUGUUACUGAACCCCAGGCUGCCUGUCCUCGCCGCACAGCUGAGCCUCCACGUGUUCAACGCUCUGCCGGGAGCUCGUGGCGUCCAGACAAACAUUCGCAGGCUGUACGCAGUCAUAGUGGAACAAGCUCUGGCCAAUCAGGAGGUCCACAGGAGGACUGCACAGGAAGUGAGUAGGACGGGGCUCCCUCAGCCUCACACAGACACUGGUGCUUUAAUCGCUGAGGCUGACUUGCUGCCAGCGAGUGAGCCGAGCCAGCCGGACUCCCCGCAGCUCCCCGCUCAGCAGGACGGCGAGGUGGGGAGGACGAGCGCAUCCGUUCCAGAGGGCGGCGGCGGCCCUCCAACUGAUGGCGAGCUGCUCAGCCUGCUAAAGGAGCAGGAGGAGAGGAAGAAGUGCGUCAUCUGUCAGGAUUUGAGCAAGACGGUGCUGCUGUUGCCGUGCCGACACCUCUGCCUCUGCCGACCCUGCGCCGACAUCCUGACCCAACGCCGACCCGUCCAGCAGCGCUGCUGUCCGCUCUGCCGGCGGCCCAUCACACAGACCAUGGACGUCUUCCUCUGAGGGCCACGAAUACAAAGCCUGUGGGCGUUAAACCUGCUCGUCUUCUGUCCUCUAAUAAUGUCACUCACCUGCAGCCUGUCACAUCAUUUAUUUAUUCUUUGUUCCAGUAUUUUCUAAAAGAAAUCAGAAACUUUUCUAACUUCACUGAACAAUAUUUAUGAUGAUUCAUCUGAAAACUUGAAGAUUAUAUUAUUUAUUCAAUAUAUCUUGUGUAAAUUUGCCAAAAUACCAAAACAACAGAGAAGCUCUUUAAUCUCUUGAUAUGUAGGAAGGAGGGUGUAACGGCACACGUGUUCAUGGUCAAGUGUUCGCUGCACAGUGAAACACAACAUGUCUCUGUGUUUUCUACAUGUCAAAGUCAGAGGCCGUUUACAUGUUGCCGGCUAUUUUCAUAAACGGACAUUUCACCGUCUCCGUUUUCAAAAAGAUCUUUGUUUACACUUACCCGUGUAUAUAUACACACAAGAGCACGCCAAACCUGUAGGUGGCAGUGUAACGAGAAGCUCAAGCCUUCCAUGUAUCCAUCGUCACCAUAGCAACAUAGGUCGCACUUUUGACACAGGCGCAAGUUCCAGCGCAUACUGUGACGUCGGCUGCCUAUAACUCCGUUUAUCUCCGUUUACAUGCAAACGUGCAACCGGAGUUUUCCAAAAUCUCCAGAGGAGAAAUCUCCGUUUGCGUGUAAACGAAGGGCACAAACGAAGGAAGAUGUCUCCGUUUAUCAAAAUCACCAUGUACGUGUAAACGGCCUCUCACAUUUGACACGUCACAAGCAGUUUUAUAAAAACAGACUGUAAUCAAAAUAAAAUGCAGAGACAGAUGUGUUGAUUCAAACACACAAUAAAUACACACAUUAAACACACAUUAAAUACACACAUUAAACACACACACAAUACACACAUUAAACGCACAUUAAACGCACAUUAAACACUAGGGAUGCAAACAAUUAAUUGAUUAUCGAUUAAUUGUCAAUAAGAAAUUACUCGAUUAAAAUAAAUUCAUUGCAAUUAGUUGUGUUUUUAAACCCGUAAUUCCCCGUCAGUCCAUGAGAGGGCGCUCUUGACGCCAGACGUACUUGACGCGAGAACACGUGAGAAGCAGGGCUCUGACGAGAGCAACAUAAACACGAAGCGGCAUGAUGAAGCGGACAAGACGGAGUGCAGUGUGGAGCCAAUUUAAGUUGGUUAAUGACGCCAAAUGCACAAUAUGUGGUAGCUUUUUAAACUACAACAACUCCACAACUUCGUUGAAUUACCACCUGAAUACGACACGUUCAGUCGUGCUACACGGAGCGAGUGGAUCGGCUUCACAGCCAACAAGCACCACAGCAUUGGGACGGACGGUAUGUGACGCUGGGAAAGCGGAGGGCAUUACUCAGCGAAUAUGUAUCAUGGUUACAAGUAGCCUGCGUAAUACUUUGAUAUUUACUGUUCAGAAUAUCUUUGAUAUGCUACCAAAAUACUAUUGCCUGCCCUGAAGUGUAUCCCAAAUAUAUCCCAAAUAAAUCUUUGAUUAAGGAAUAUGAUUUGAUUUGUUUCUGUAUAUCAUGAAGAAGAUAUAGAUAAAUUAAUCAAUAAUUUGCAUCCCUAUUAAACACACGUUAAACACACAUUAAACGCACAGUAAACACAUUAAUCACACAUUAAACACAUUAAUCACACGUUAAACACAUUAAACACACAGUAAACACACAUUAAACACACGUUAAACAUGGCUUAAUAGAGACAGUCUCAAACACAAAUCAGCUUCACUAUAACUCGCAGCAUUCACAGACAAACACUUGUCUUUAUCUGGACACAUUUUCCCCACAAAUACAACAUGCUAAUGUUAUUAGCACAAGCCUAUGGCAUUUUACAUUGUAUAAAUUAGCCUAGCAGCUAGCGAUCUUUUCCUCUACUCAUAUGAAGCCAGGGACAACAGCAACAUUUAACAAAGGUAACGUUACAGAAUUCAGCUCCAUUACAUCUCACAAGGUUCACUGACAAAACAACUGUCUUAUACUAAACACGUUUAUACACAAAUACAACAUGCUAACGUUAUUAGCACAAGCCUAUGGAAUUUUACAUUGUAUAAAUUAGCCUAGCAGCUAGCAGACUUUUCCUCUACUCAUAUGAAGCCAGGGACAACAGCAACAUUUAACAAAGGUAACGUUACAGAAUUCAGCUCCAUUACAGCUCACAAGGUUCACUGACAAAACAACUGUCUUAUACUAAACGUCGACUGUUCGGAGGCAGCUGUAAAUGGAAGUUUGUGUAAAAAGUAUUCCCUCAGAAAAUAACUCGAAUAAAGAGGAGAUUCAACGUCCAGUUGCAUUUUUUCUUAAUAUCGUAUAUAAGCAAAUAUACAAGGUGUGAUAACUGUCAUCUUUUAUAUGACGUUAUACCUUAAAACCGGUGUAUCGCUGAGACCCUGGGAUUCAUACAUUUACAUUUAUAAAAACAAAAGGACAUUUCUCUGGCUGUAUCACACAUGUACCGAACGCUGACACCACAAACCGUGAAUUACUGUUACACCCCUCGUAGGAAUUGAGAACUGUGCAGCUUCUGGUUAUUAUGAGUUUCUUUGUGUGCUUGUGUGCGUGCAUCUGUCUGCAGCUAAUCUUGCCAACUACUGGACCAAUCAGCCUAAUAUUUUGUGUGCACAUUUACCACUGUAUGCUCAAAGACGUCUGGAUGUUGAGAUGACUGCCGACUCCUCGCACCUUUUAAAAAGCUGGUCAGGGCUGCCAGUUUUGUUGAAAUCGUCUUGGCACAAAAACAAAACAACAACAAGCCUUACGUCUGUUGCAGGACACAUUUUGUUCAUCAGGUCUCAAAAACCGACAUUUGUAGAAAGUUUGGUCUCGUUUUGAACCGGAGCGUCUGCAGGUUAAUUUUAUACCUGAAUGUUUACUUUAUAUACAAAGUGACAAGCUGUAUGAAAGCGACUGAAAAAUGAUGACACGUGUAUACAAAAAUAAGUAAAUAGGAACACAAAUACAAAUAAUAAUAAUAAUACUAAUGAUAACUAACACUGGGGCCUCUGUAUGACAGACACUGAUACGAGUCGUUCAUUACACACUGUUUAAUACAUUUACUUUGUACAAGUUUUAAUGCAGAGGUUGUGAUUAUGACUCAACAUACAAGAUAAAUCUUUGCCCCUGAGAUAUCUGAUAAACAUUGAAACCACUCUUUUUUCAUAUUUGAUUGUGUCUGUAUUUUUUUCCAAAGGAAAACACAUCUUCAGCCAGCGUCCAGAGCUGUGUCUCUGUGUUUCCAUGUCAAUGCCAUAAAUCUUUUGACUUGUACAAUGACAUUGAUAAAAAUGAGUUCACUGCAUUUUAUUUUGAGUCCCUAUGGAUAAAUGCCAAGAACAAAAAAUGUAGGAUCUCUGGUUAAUUGCGUUGAUAAAAUCUCCUGCACUAAACGUCACACAUCUGUCCAGUAUUCCAUAGUCUUUGGGCAACUCCAUAACCAAUGGAAGAAUGUCCCUUACACAUGUCCAGGAUUUGGGGGUGAAAUGUGUUGAAUUUUUCCAAUUUAUUUGUACUUCUUUUUUGGUUUUAUAUAUUUUUUGUUAUUUUAUUAUAUUUAUUUAUUUUUUCCGUAGUGAUUGAGCUACAGUUUGUGUUCGCUGCUUUCAACGCCCAAAGCUUUAAUUCCAUUUAUUUAUUUUAUUUAAUUUUAUUUUUGGGGGGAUGUCACAAACAUUUUUUAAUAUAAAUGUCAGUAUGUGAAGGACUGAAUAUCUGGGCACCUGGUGGCUCAGUGGGCAGAGCAGGCGCCCCGUACACAAAGGCAGUGUCCAUGCCGCGGUGGCCGUGGGUUUGAUUCCAGCCUGUGGCCCCUCGCUGCAUGUCAUCCCUGAUGUUUGAGUUCAUUCCUACGAAACCCCCUAAGUAGUACUUUUAAAAAAAAUCAUUUGCAACAGAUAAAAAAAAUUAAAAUUAUAAUCAUUUUGACAUGUUGAGUUUAUUUAUUUAUUUAUUUAUUUAUUUAUCUUUUCUCUUAAUAAAAGCUUCAGUUUAAAGUUUCAUUCCUUGAUUUUAUUCUCAUUCCUACAAAUCCACAAAUGUCCUCCAGGAUCCCAAACUGUGUGUGAACAUCUUUAUA
Messenger RNA from Epinephelus fuscoguttatus (brown-marbled grouper), 5584 nucleotides. RefSeq names its product E3 ubiquitin-protein ligase RNF26-like. Lineage: Eukaryota; Metazoa; Chordata; Actinopteri; Perciformes; Serranidae. The record is from RefSeq and is a predicted model, not a curated record. Gene Ontology annotation, biological process: ubiquitin-dependent protein catabolic process; protein ubiquitination. Bases 222 to 1493 code for a protein of 423 amino acids. The transcript has 2 exons. Gene Ontology annotation, molecular function: ubiquitin protein ligase activity.